Aspergillus versicolor CBS 583.65 is the source of this 1783-nucleotide messenger RNA. RefSeq lists its product as uncharacterized. Gene Ontology annotation, cellular component: plasma membrane. NCBI's taxonomy places the organism in Eukaryota, Fungi, Ascomycota, Eurotiomycetes, Eurotiales, Aspergillaceae. Gene Ontology annotation, molecular function: allantoate transmembrane transporter activity; dipeptide transmembrane transporter activity. The transcript has 8 exons. The record is from RefSeq and is a predicted model, not a curated record. Gene Ontology annotation, biological process: transmembrane transport; tripeptide transport; dipeptide transport. The coding region runs from base 109 to 1446 and encodes 445 amino acids.
AAGAAAUCCGCUGAGUUCGAGCAGCCAGGCCUCGAGCUGGGAGAGCUGCAGUCGGAGCCUACCUUCUCGCCCGAAGCAGAGAAGAGACUUGUACGAAAGGUCGACCUGAUGCUGCUACCUCUUAUGCUCUUCGCCUACAUGAUGGCAUUCCUCGACAAGCAGGCCUUGAACUAUACCUCGCUCAUGGGAAUCAGAGAGGAUCUGCACCUAGUGGGAUCGCAGUACAGCUGGUCGUCCAGUAUAUUCUACCUAGGAUACCUGUUCUUCAGUCCGAUUGCGUCUAUGCUACUGGUCAAGUUCUCACUUGGGAAAUACCUCGCUAUGAAUUUCAUCAUCUGGUCCGUUAUCCUUGCGUGCCACGCCGCAACAACGAACUUCACCGGGAUUAUGAUCGUUCGCUUUUUCCUGGGUUGUACCGAAGCUAGUAUAUCCCCUGGCUUCAGUCUGAUAACCUCUCUUUGGUAUCGCGCCUCAGAGCAGCCCCUGCGCCACGGGAUCUGGUUCUGUGGAAACUCGAUCUCGCUGAUUUUUGGCAACCUGAUUGCCGUUGGAAUCUGGAAGAUAGAGGGUGGUCUCACACCGUGGAAGUGGCUGUUCAUAAUCUUCGGCCUUGUUACCUUCCUCUGGGGAGUCCUGAUGCUCUUCCGGCUCCCAGACUCGCCAACAAACGCCUCCUUCCUAACUGACGAAGAACGGGAAAUUGCGCUCGCUCGACUGCGAUCAAAUAAGGCUGGCUAUAAGACAAACAAGAUUGAUCGGCGACAGAUCGUCGAAGCGUUCAUCGACCCGAAGACGUACAUGCUCGCUUUAUAUAUUUUGGCAGCCAACAUUCCAAACGGGGGGUUCACCACGUUCUCCGGUCUCAUCUUAAAGGGAUUUGGGUAUAGCACGUUCCACACCCUACUCCUCGGCAUCCCCCCUGGUGUAGUUCUCUUCAUACUCGUGCUUGGAUCAUCCAUCGUAGCAUCCAAAGUCCGCAACAGCCGCCUCCUAGCUUGCGUCUUCACCGUUAUUCUCAGUAUCAUCGGCACCGCCCUGGUCUACGGAACAACUGCAAUCGCAUCCCGCUACGUCGGCAUCAUCCUAAUGGGAAUGUACUCCGCCGCCAUGCCGGUGACAAUGGCAAUGAUAACAUCGAACAUUGGCGGGUUCACGAAACGCUCGACCGUCAACGCGAUCUAUUUCGUCAUGUACUGCGCGGGCAAUGUCAUCGGCCCGCAGCUUUUCUUUGAGAGUGAGGCGCCGCGGUAUCAGAGCGGUCUGCAAUCUAUUUUGGUUUGCCUGGCGGUUGUUGUGGUUGAUUGUAUCGGACUAUUUAUUUACCUGCGAGUGGAGAAUAUGAAGAGGGAUAGGGCUGCUCGAGCUAGACCUCAUCAGCAUACAAUGGACGAGGGGCUGGUAGAUGUGACGGAUUUGAAGAACCCCGCCUUUCGAUAUGUUUACUAACUGCCUAUUUAUUUUCCUUCUUUUAAUUUUGUGGUUGGAUUCGGGUUGGCCAAGUCAUUGUGUAGCACCAGAAUCAAUGUAAUAAAUUCAAUCUAACAUAGGCUUCUCGAGGCCAGACCCAGACCAGUGGGUAGUAGAGUUGGAGGAAAGCAAAAGAAGCAAUGACCCAAGUAGGGAACUGUGCUCGGAUGUCGACAAGCACAGCAGAACUGAUCAAGGAGCAGUGGCUGGUUCGGCAUACUGAAGGUUUGCGGGGAUACUACUAAAAGCGAACAAUGCAUUUCCUUUGGAAGUCAGAAUGAUGAUAUCGUUAGAGAGGAUGUGAAGAGGUUUGAAC